GCCAAAGGCAGACGCUUGACGACUGAGCCACGCAGGCGCCCCAUGUUUUUUUAUUACAAUCUUAAAUACAGAAUUUGAAUCAAGACUCUAGAUGCCUGCCUGCAGACUGAGCCCUUCCCAAUUAAAUAGGGAGUCUCAUUUUAGCAUGUGCUGGUCAAAUCUUUAGUGUCAAGUUCCCGAAUGUGGUGUUAUUCUGUCCUCUUCACACUUACAUUUAAAUUUUUAUUUGAUCCAAGGAAUGCUUAACCCGCCUGUUUUGCUAGCUUAGACUUAAAGUGAGCUUGGAAAGAUUUUAUUUUUUAAAAUGGAAUCAUACAUUUUGGAACUGAGAGGGACAUUGGAGAUGGAUGGGUCCAACCACAGAGACUAACCCUAGGUCACACAGCUAUUAAUAUGAUAGCUGGGACCACAACCCCAGUGGUUUUCUGACUCCCCCGCGAAGUUAUCUGUCUCCUAAAGGAAACAGCCUGGAUAGCUGUCCAGAAGGCCAGGAAACAGUAGCUACUGCCUUUCUGUUUUGUUUUUCCUUUAAAAGUGUUUGCAAACAAGCUUCCUGUUCUGUGUGUACCUUCUCUGUGGUUCACAAGCUGGGACUCACUGUUUUGGCAGUGGGAGGCAGUGUUGUGUAGAAGAAGGAGCCUGGUCUUUCCCGCAGGUUCUUCUCCCUUCCUGCUUUAGCUAAUACCACCUUGCCUGAGUCACUUCAUUUUCCAGUUGUUUAAAAAGAGUGUUGUGACCACUGAAGGAUAUGAAGCAUAGUAUGAAUCGCUAACAUUUACUGAGUUCGUGACAUAAACAAGGCUCUAAGAGCUUUGCCUCAUUAUCUCCUUCACAACUACUCCAGAACAUCGAUGUUCCUCUCUCUGUUUUACAGAUGAGGAAACUGAGGCCCAGCCAGAUUAAGUAAUUUUCCCCAAGGUCAUAGAAUUUACUAGAAAGGAAGCCAGCAUCUGACUCCAGACCCUACUUUCCUAACUAUGAUGCCUGCCCCAAAGUAGGCUCGGGCUAUAGUAGUUGAAUCUGAAGCAACAUGAAGAGGCUGCUCAUCAAUCAGGGAGGCUGUCUAUUAGGCACCUCAUGUUGGAGGUUCAAGGUUGCAUUCCUGAUCUCCCCUCACCCCCCAGGCCUGCUCCUCUGAGUCCUACUCAGCUUGGCGUCUGAGGUGCUCAGGCCAGAACUCUUGGUGCCCUCCUUGCCUCCUGUCUUUCCCUCAUAUUCCACAUCCGGCCAGUCGGCCAAUUCUGCCGACUUCACCUACAGCUGUGGUCAGAAUCGGACCACUUCUCAGUAGCUCUACCUCUACACCUCUGGUACCCAGCCACCAUCAUCCUGUUGCCCGGAUUCUCGCUGCAGCCCCCCAGCUCGUCUCCUUGCUUCCAUCCUUAAUACCCUGCAGUCUUUUCUCGGCGCAGCAGCCAAAGGGAUCCUGUUGUAAAAAGUAAGUCGUAAGUCGGAUCGUUUCACUCUGCUCAGAACACUCUGAUGGCCACCAUCCCACUCUGAGUAAAAGCCUGUGGUCCUAGAGUUUCUACUUCCUGUCUGCACCGUCCUCUCUCCUUACCUCUAUGCCUCAUCUCUGGAUUUGCCCCCUUGCUCCCCUGGCCUGCUGGCUUUUCCUGAAACACCAGGCACAGCCCUGAUGCAAGGCCUUUGUGUUUUUUCUUCCAAGUCUACUCCAGAACAUCGAUGUUCUUCUCUCCGUUUUACAGAUGAGGAAACUGAGGCCCAGUAAGAUUAAGUAAUUUGUGCUUUUGCUCCCUCGCCUCCUUCAGGUAUUAGCGUAGAUGCCACCUCGGUGAGCCUCUCCUCGGCCCUCGAUUUAAAAUGGCACCUUGCCCCUCCCCUGCCUCUGGCACUCCCUAGUCCCUUCCCUUGUUUUAUCAUCCCUGUAACGCUUCACCACCACCUAGGGUACUGUUUGGCUCAUUUAUUUGCUGACUGCCUCUAUUUCCUUUUCUGGAAAAUGGGGGGAAUGUUGAUAACAGCACUUAACUCAUGGGUUGUUCAGAGAUCGAAUGAGUUAAUACAUGAGAAGACUUUAGAACAGUGUCCCCCCAUGUAAAAAGCAUUAUAUCUGUGUUAACUAUUGUUUUCUUCUUAUUAAGCAGUGUGCUGGGUAAUGGAUAUAAAUCUUACCCUCAAAAAACGUAGUCUCUAGCAUAGAAAAGCAGAAUGAUUACUGCUUUCAAUUUGUAGUUGCUCAAUAACUACAAUUUCAGCACCGAUGAAUGAUGGCCAGUGCUUCUGGUCUGAAAUACUUCCCCGGACUAACCAGAUAUUCUCACUGCAAAUUUAAAGCCUAAAGAGUUGAAGUUCAGAGAUAGAGUUCCCACAUCAAUUGUAAUUCAAGCAUGUGCAUACCCCUUGGCUUUAAGGAACAAGUAUAAUGGCUUGUGAAGAAGUUGAAAAUACUCCCUGGCUGAGUUAUGGCUGUCCAGAGCCACACAGGUCUGGGCUGUAAAUGAUUAUCACUCAGGGCACGGGGUGGUGGGGACCAUGCCAUGUUGACUUAACCCCACAUUACAUGGUGAUGCUUUAGCUAGUUGGUUUUCCCGGAGUGUCUCAGACCCACUGGCAGUAAAUUAGCUUCUUCAGUCUCAAGCUUGUCAUGAACAAGUGAUUUACUACCAGCAAGUGAGUACUUUAUUUCCAAAAGGGAACAUAUUUUUCUCAUCAUGCUCCAUUCAUUUUUGAAUGCUUGCUUAUCAUUAUAAUUAUUCACUUUUCAAGCCUGUGCCAUAGAUACACACACACACACACACACACACACUCAGCUGCAAUUUGCCCACAAUCAAGGAUGUGUUGGAUCCUUCCACUCUGAGCAAUGUCCACCUUGUUCUUGGUUCAUUUGUUUGGUGAUUAAGUACCUGUAUGUCCAAGCAGACACUUCCUUAUCUUCAUGAGCUUAUAUUUCAGGAGCCGAGAUCGAGCCUCUUCCUUAUUUCUCCCAAAUUGACAAUCUUUUCUUCAUAGAGAAUAUCUUAAAAGUACCCAGAUAAUCUAAUUCUAAUGAAUAAUAGUGCAGGAUAUCACUCUGAAAUAUCAGUGGAGUGGCUCCCAGCCAGCCAGACAAGCUCGCUUUCUGUAAGUCAGAAAUAUUUAGGAGGCCAGGGCAAAGCAACGUCUCCCUUGAACCAAAGGAACUUUCUGGAUAGUUACACUUCCAGGACCUGUUUACACUGGGCAUGUAAGCGCAAUCAUGGUCAGGUGGUCUCUUACUUAUUACAAUCAGGAGCUGACAAAGAAAUUCUUACGACAAAAGGAGAAAUGCCAGUGCAAUUGACAUCAAGGAGGGAAAUCAGGAAGAUCAUGGGAGUGGAAGAAGAUGAUGGUGCCGACAGCCUCCCCCAGCUGAAGAAGGAGUCAGAACUGCCCUUUGUUCCCAACUAUUUGGCCAACCCAGCCUUCCCUUUCAUCUACACCCCUGCGGCAGAGGAUCCAGGCCAGCUACAGAACGGGGGCCCCUCCACACCUCCGGCAUCGCCCCCUGCGGAUGGCUCUCCUCCCUUGCUCCCUACGGGGGAGCCUCCCCUGGCCGGGGCCUUUCCACGGGACCACACCUCUCUGGCAUUGGUUCAGAACCGGGACGUGUCUGCCCCCUCUGCCAUUCUCCGAACACCAGAAAGCACAAAACCAGGUCCUGUCUGUCAGCCGCCAGUGAGUCAGAGCCGCUCACUGCUCUCUUCUGUCCCGCCCAAGCCACCAGUGUCUCUGGAGCCUCAAAAUGGGACAUAUGCAGGACCAACGCCAGCAUUCCAGCCGUUCUUCUUCACGGGGGCAUUUCCAUUUAAUAUGCAAGAGCUGGUACUCAAGGUGAGGAUUCAGAACCCAUCUCUUCGAGAAAAUGAUUUCAUCGAGAUUGAACUGGACCGACAGGAGCUCACCUAUCAAGAAUUGCUCAGAGUGAGUUGCUGUGAGCUGGGUGUGGAUCCAGAUCAAGUGGAGAAGAUCAGAAAGUUACCCAAUACUCUGGUGAGAAAGGACAAAGACGUUGCUCGACUCCAAGACUUCCAGGAGCUGGAACUGGUUCUAAUGAUAAGUGAGAACAAUUUUCUGUUCAGAAAUGCUGCAUCCACACUGACUGAAAGACCUUGCUACAACAGGAGAGCUUCCAAACUGACUUACUAAUGCAGCAGGGACUUUUAUUGCUGAGUGUUGUGACAGUGCGCAUCCCCUCUGGGCCAAGGACAAGCCAUGGAUCGAAAUGCCUUGGGCGCCACCGUGUAGUAUACACUAACAUCGUUCUGCCAAGGUAGGAAGCCCCUGACCCCCCCCCCCCAGCAGCGGUGCCACUCUUCCAAGCCUCUUGGUGCACAAUAAACCUAUUGCUUGAAGCUGUGAACAGCUGAGAAGUGGUCUGGAGAGGCAGAAGCCGGCCGUUCUGUUUUCGUGUGCCCCAUGUCAGUGAGCUGUCCAAGCAGACGCGGAGAGUGCGGAGCCUGUUUGCAGCCACUCCUGCGGGUGGUGCACCUGCAGGGCGGACAUGCUCUCUUGGUGUCGCCUGCUCCCGCCUCCCCCCCCACCUCUCCUGAAGCAGGAGCUGGUGACAGAGGAAAUUGGGGAAAGCACAGGUACUGGGCAAAAGAAUUUUAGUGUGACUAGUGGCUGUGAGGUUUCACAUACCAUAUUUAUAAAUGUUACUCAGGUUCAAAGUAUUUAAGAAUACAGUUACCUAGUUGUAAGUAUGCUGUUAACCAAAAGAGCUGCCCCUCCUCCCCCCUUUGUCUUUUGUGAGCCCCCAAGCCUGCUUCUGUCUCUAGUCCGCCAUUGCCUGGACAGUCAUUGCUGCAUUAACUCUGUGGCCACUAGAGGGCUCUCUGACGCCUUCCAAAAGAGCAACGCUUUUUUUUUGUUUUCUUGCUUUUUUUUUUUUUCCACACUUUUUAAAUCUCCGAAGCGAUUCCUGUCCUCUCCAUGUUUAAUUGCACCGUCUGAGAAGAGCACAAACAUUGCCGGCCCGUGUUCUCCACUUUCAUUUCCCACUAGAAAUGAAAAGCAAUUUUUGAAACCGAAUCUGUUGCUAUUUUAAAGGUUAUCGUGGGAAACUGAGCUAAAGGAGUUAGCAUCUUUAUUUUUGUAUCAAAGAUAAGGGUUAUUUUGAAAUUAUUAGGAUUUUUACACAACUCUGAAAUCUGUUGCUUUUUGUAUAAACAAAUUGUUUGAUCCUAGGGCUCCCCGACUACCACCACCAGUCCACUUGACAAAGCCAGUUGUGAGUUUCCCAGGCUUUGUUCUGGAAGACACUGAUUAAACUCUUGAGCAUGGCAUACGAAUGUUUUUAAAGAGCGCAUUCAAGAAUUCUUUUCCUUUCCUUCCGUGUCAUUACUGUUCAAAGAGCCACUGUCUUGUUGAGACAAACAGCGUAACUUUAGAAAUAAGAACGAGCACACUUAGACAAACAGGAGGGCAGGGGUUUGAAGCUGGCUGUUGAAGAGCGUCCCUGCUGUCUUAAGAAGCUUUUUCCCCAUAGUGCCUAUAGUUUCCAAAGAAACUGGACUUCCUAACUGUGUUAAUUUUAUUGGAACACUGCGACGACUGAGCGAGAACAUGCAGAAGCUGUCAGUGGAAGAGAGUGUUGUGCUGAGCUAAUGGUCUCCUGCUGCUGCUCGGUGCUGAGCUGAGGUUGAGGUGUUUUCAAGGCCAGCUUCAUGGGGUCACUCCGUUUGGUGACUUAACCGUCUCCCACCAGUUACUGAUGGUGACUUACUCAUCCUUGUACAGUGUUUGCAUCACUGAGUAAAGGUUACUUAUUAUCCCUUCUCUGAAGUGCUUGAAAGGAAACCUCCCUGUGUUUCAACCAAUCAGAAGCUAGUUUACCUAGACCUACUAACCUUUUUUCCUUCCCUUUGGGAAAAGUUACAAUUUACUGAUAACACGAAGGCUAGUUGUAUCCCGGAGGAAAUAAGUCCAGUAUUAAUUUUUGUCUAAAUCACUGGGGUAAAAACUCUUCUAGCCAUCUAGAUCAAUUAGAGACUCAGAGGCAGUGGAGGUCCCCAGCCCAGAGGUGGCCUAUGGAGGAGUCGCUCCAGGGCAUUCCCCUGCCCCCGCCCCCGGCUUAGAGACGGAAGUUAGAGAUGGAGGUUGGAGCCGACGCAGGGGCGAGGGAGGGGCUGGGCAUCUCAGGGGAGGGCUUAGCCCUCCAUGGGCCUCUCUUCUCCUUUCUCAAGUCUUCUGUAGUCAACUGACUCCUGCAUCUGGCGGUGGGAUGAGCCCGCACAGUUGAUGGUAGGUGAGUUUAAAGUCUUAAUCUAUGCAUUCAGAGAAAUAUUUUUAUAUGCUUUGUGUAAUUUAUAACAAGGACUUUUUUUUUUAGCUUUGUUAACUGUGAAUUCACCCCUCCUCCACUGCAUAUUUAAAGCAUGUGUUCACACGGUGUGUAAACAUUCACUGAAGACUUUUUUUCUUUGUGCAUUGCCGACUGUUCAGACAUAACGAGUAUUAUUAAAAUCAAAUAUUAACGGA
Molecule: messenger RNA, 6462 nt
Organism: Callorhinus ursinus (northern fur seal)
Lineage: Eukaryota; Metazoa; Chordata; Mammalia; Carnivora; Otariidae
Source: RefSeq, a predicted model, not a curated record